Messenger RNA from Ipomoea triloba (trilobed morning glory), 1268 nucleotides. RefSeq names its product telomere repeat-binding factor 4-like. Gene Ontology annotation, biological process: nucleosome assembly. The record is from RefSeq and is a predicted model, not a curated record. Gene Ontology annotation, cellular component: nucleosome. The coding region runs from base 140 to 988 and encodes 282 amino acids. Gene Ontology annotation, molecular function: double-stranded telomeric DNA binding. NCBI's taxonomy places the organism in Eukaryota, Viridiplantae, Streptophyta, Magnoliopsida, Solanales, Convolvulaceae. The transcript has 6 exons.
CUUAGUUAUUUUUAGAAUUUAGCAGAGAUUUACUCCUCAGUCCUCAAUCAAGACUGUUUCUGCAUCUCAGUAUAAAUAGUAGCGGGAGGGUUUAAGCGGCUGCGGCUUUUAGGAUAGGAUAGGAUAGGAAAGGGAAGAAAUGGGAAACCCAAAACAGAAAUGGACAUCCGAGGAAGAAGAAGCUCUCCGAGCUGGCGUGGCCAAGCACGGUGCUGGAAAGUGGAAGAACAUUCAGAGAGACCCCGAAUUCAAUCAUCUCCUCUAUUCUCGUUCCAACAUUGAUCUCAAGGAUAAAUGGAGGAAUCUUAAUGUUAGUGCCAAUGGGCAAAAUCCAAGGGAUAAAUCAAGAACACCAAAAGUGAAGGCCAAUCCUGAUUCUUCAGUCACUCCAGUUCCUAAUGCGCAAACUCCUGUUUCUUCCAUUCCAGCUUCAGAUGAUGUAGCCACAGAUGCUAUCGUUGAGGAUAACACGAAAUGUUUAUUGGAUGGAAAAACUGCUUCAAAGUACAAUGCAAUGAUUUAUGAAGCUCUUUCAACUUUGAAAGACCCAGAUGGAUCAGACACAAGUACAAUUGUACGAUUUAUUGAGCAAAGGCAUGAGGUUCCCCAAAAUUUCAGAAGGUUACUGAGUUCUAGGCUGAGGAAGCUCAUUCAGCAAGAAAAGCUUGAAAAGAUUCAGAACUGCUUUAGGAUCAAGAAAGAAUUGCUUGGAUCCCCUAAGCAAAAGGAAAGUUGGUCAAGACACAACCAAAACCAAAACCAAAACCAAAACCAAAAAACUUGCUAUCUUGGCAACACAGUUGAAGAAGCAGCCGUGUCAGCUGCCUAUAGGAUUGCAGAAGCAGAAAACAAAUCGUUCGUGGCAGCCGAAGCAGUCAAAGAGGCCGAGAGGGUCUCGCGAAUGGCUGAAGACAGUAACGUGCUGCUUCAGUUGGCAAAGGAAAUCUUUGAAAAAUGUGAAAAUGGCGAAAUUGUGCUAAUGGCAUAGGACAUGGUUGCAAUGUGGACCAUAUUCUUAGAAUGUCAGAAAUUACUGAGCUUUGAUUACUUGGAAAUGAAGCUGUUGCUGGCAGGACUUGCAUCAGAAAUCUGAAGUAUAAAUCACCCUGUAAAUAGGGUAACUCUUAAUGACUCUCUCUAGUUUUACUACAGGUUUCUAUGUUUAUUUGGCUGCUGUAAUGACUUGUAAUGUUUGUAAUAUAGGCUUAUAGUAAGGCAGAAUUUUAUUUUCUCUAAAUAAAUCCAAAGUAUAUUCCAUUUGUUCAAGA